Molecule: messenger RNA, 8581 nt
Organism: Malaclemys terrapin pileata
Lineage: Eukaryota; Metazoa; Chordata; Testudines; Emydidae
Gene: ADAMTS17
Product: ADAM metallopeptidase with thrombospondin type 1 motif 17
Exons: 24
Coding region: 87-3479 (1130 amino acids)
Biological process (GO): extracellular matrix organization; proteolysis
Cellular component (GO): extracellular matrix
Molecular function (GO): metalloendopeptidase activity
Source: RefSeq, a predicted model, not a curated record
UCCAGCCCAGAAACUUGCUGCCGCCGCCGCCACCAGCCCUUCUGCACUGCACAGACCAGUCGCUGGGGCCCCUCCACUGCAAUAAAAUGUUUGACGGCUCCCUCCUGCCUCUCUUAUUUCCUUUCCUGCUGCUCUGGGGACUGGACACCACCGCAGCCGGCGGCGCGGAGCUGGAAGUGGCCAUCCCGCAGCGAGUGGCGCUGGAGAAGAUCCACCUGCUGCAGCCGGCCGGGGCCGGGCACGGGAGCAGCCCCCGGCGCCGGCGCUCGCCGCCCGAGGAGGAGGCCGUGCUGCUCCGCCUGCCGGCCUCCGGCCGGGAGCUCUACCUGCACCUCCGGCGGGACCUGCACUUCCUCGCGCGGGGCUUCGCGGUGGAGGAGCCGGGAGAGGCCCCGGCCCGCAGCCGCCCCCCGGCCGAGCAGCUCUGCUUCUACACGGGACACGUGCUGAACCGCAGCGACUCCUUCGCCUCCGUCAGCACCUGCGCCGGGCUGAUUGGCUAUAUCCAGAUUGGAACAGAACAGCUGCUAAUACAGCCUGUAAAUAUCUCGGAGACCUCAUUCAGUGGAAGAGAGCAUUUCAUCAGGCACAAACGAUCCUCAAAAUCCACCUAUCCUGCUAAGGCCCAGGUCCCUGCCGAGCACUGCAAAGUCAUAUCAGAAAAGAAGAGACAAAAGAAGAUGAAACCAGUGAAUGACUGGAGAGAGCGAAGAAAUGCCAUCCGACUCACCAAUGAGUAUACAGUAGAAACCCUGGUAGUGGCUGAUGCUGAUAUGGUGCAAUACCAUGGUGCUGAGGCAGCCCAAAGGUUCAUCCUCACCGUUAUGAACAUGGUGUACAAUAUGUUUCAGCACCAGAGCCUUGGAAUUAAAGUCCGCAUUCGAGUGACCAAGCUAGUUCUCCUUCGAAACCGUCCUGCAAAACUGUCCAUUGGGCACCAUGGAGAGAGGUCUCUGGAGAGUUUCUGUCACUGGCAAAAUGAAGAGUAUGGUGGAGCAAAGUAUCUUGGCAAUAAUCAGGUUCCUGGUGCAAGAGAUGAUACCCCUCCUGUGGACGCUGCUGUCUUUGUUACCAGGACAGAUUUCUGCGUACACAAAGAUGAACCCUGUGACACAGUGGGGAUCGCUUACCUGGGAGGUGUAUGCAGUGCCAAGAGGAAGUGUGUGCUUGCUGAAGACAAUGGCCUUAAUCUGGCAUUUACCAUCGCACAUGAACUGGGGCACAACAUGGGGAUGAGCCAUGACGAUGAUCAUUUGUCCUGCGCAGGAAGAUCUCACAUAAUGUCUGGAGAAUGGGUGAAGGGCAGGAACCCUAGUGACCUUUCUUGGUCUUCCUGCAGCCGUGACGACCUUGAAAACUUCCUAAAGUCCAAGGUGAGCACCUGUUUGCUGGUAACAGACCCCCGAAGCCAGUAUGCCGUGCGGCUUCCUCACAAGCUGCCAGGGAUGCACUACAGCGCUGAUGAACAGUGCCAGAUCCUAUUCGGGACCAAUGCCACUUUCUGUAAGAAUAUGGAGCAUUUGAUGUGUGCUGGGCUGUGGUGCUUGGUGGAAGGAGACACGUCUUGUAAAACCAAGCUGGACCCCCCCCUGGAUGGCACAGAAUGUGGCGCAGACAAGUGGUGCCGAGCUGGGGAAUGCGUCAGUAAAACUCCCAUUCCUGAGCACGUCGAUGGAGACUGGAGCAUGUGGAGUCAAUGGAGCAUGUGCAGCCGGACAUGUGGCACCGGUGCCCGAUUCAGACAGCGGAAAUGUGACAAUCCCCCCCCUGGGCCAGGAGGCAAGAACUGCCGGGGAGCCAGUGUGGAACACACAGUUUGUGAAAAUUUACCCUGCCCUAAAGGAGCGCCUAGCUUCAGGGACCAGCAAUGCCAGUCUCAUGACAGAUAUACCAACAAGAAGAAAAGCCUCUUGACAGCUGUCAUCAUUGAUGAUAAGCCGUGUGAACUCUUCUGCUCUCCUCUGGGGAAGGAGUCCCCUGCGUUGGUGGCAGACAGGGUUCUUGAUGGUACUCCAUGUGGGCCUUAUGAGACUGACCUCUGCGUACAUGGCAAGUGCCAGAAAAUCGGCUGCGAUGGGAUCAUUGGCUCAGCUGCCAAAGAGGAUCGUUGUGGAAUCUGCAAUGGAGAUGGCAAAACCUGUAAAGUGGUGAAAGGAGACUUCAACCACACCAAGGGGAUGGUAACCAAUAGUCAUUGUAAGAAGGUUUCCACGUGUGUGAUGGCAAAGGCAAAGGCUGUUCCCAAGUGUUUCUCGUGUUAUAUUGAAGCAGCUGUGAUCCCUGCGGGUGCUCGACGGAUCCGAGUGGUGGAGGAUAAACCUGCCCACAGUUUUCUGGCUUUAAAAGAUUCCAGUAAGAGAUCCAUUAACAGCGACUGGAAAAUUGAGCUUCCUGGUGAGUUUCAGAUCGCAGGCACUACUGUCCGGUACGUGCGAAGGGGUCUAUGGGAGAAAAUGUCUGCCAAAGGACCAACUAAAAUACCACUGCACUUGAUGGUGCUGUUAUUUCAUGACCAGAAUUAUGGAAUUCAUUACGAAUACACCAUUCCUGUCAACUAUACCGCCGAAAACAGAAGCGAGCCAGAAAAACAACAGGAUUCUUUGUACAUCUGGACACACAGCGGAUGGGAAGGAUGCAGUGUGCAGUGUGGAGGAGGUGAACGUAAAACCAUUGUGUCCUGUACUAGGAUCGUUAACAAGACGAUGAUGCUGGUGAAUGAUAGUGACUGCCAGCGUGUGAUGCGCCCUGAACCCCAAGUCAGGAGAUGUAACACACACCCCUGCCAGUCACGGUGGGUGACAGGCCAUUGGAGUUCUUGCUCUGCGACCUGCGAGAAAGGCAUCCAGUACCGGGAAGUGACUUGUGUUUAUCAGUUGCAGAAUGGCACCUACGUUAACACCAGAGACCUCUACUGCCUGGGCCACAAACCCACGCCAAUACAAAGCUGUGAAGGCCAGGACUGCCUUUCUAUCUGGGAGGCUUCAGAAUGGUCAAAGUGCUCAGCAGAUUGCGGCCGGGGAAUCCAGAAGAGAACAGUAAUGUGCACGAAUUCUCAAGGGAAAUGCGAUGCAGCCACCAGGCCAAGGGACGAGGAAGAGUGUGAGGAUCACACAGGCUGUUAUGAGUGGAAAACAGGGGAUUGGUCUAAGUGCUCCUCAACCUGCGGGAAGGGCCUCCAGUCACGUGUGGUGCAGUGUAUGCACAAAGUCACCGGCCGCCAUGGCAACGAGUGCCCUGUCCUAUCCAAGCCAGCAGCCUACAGGCAGUGUCACCAAGAGGUCUGCAAUGAGAAGAUAAAUGUCAACACAAUUACCUCGCCCAGACUUGCUGCUCUCACAUAUAAGUGUACAGGGGACCAGUGGACAGUGUACUGCAGGGUGAUCCGUGAGAAGAACCUGUGCCAAGACAUGAGAUGGUAUCAACGCUGCUGCCAGACAUGCAGAGACUUUUACGCAAACAAGAUGCAGCAGAAGAGUUAAUGAAUUGGUGCUGCUGCUUAGGGUAUUACAGCUAUUUCUAUGUAAAUCACGAACGAGCAGCUCUGAGUACUGGAACUUAAUGAGUUGCUACGAUGUGGUGGAUUCCAAAGCAUACCUAAUAAGACUUGAAACUAAUUCUGCAGACUGGAUGUACCAAAGUAAUCCACUCAUCCACCUUAAAAAAGAGUCAUCUCAAGGAGCCAAUCACGUAGAAUUUUAUUGUGUUUUGACAUCAUUACAUUUUUCAUUAAUGCUUUUUACUUUAAUAUAUUAUUACCAGCCACUGGAUGGCUUGCUACCAUUUAAAAAGAAAAAAAAAAGACAAGAGUUGCAACGUGAUUAAAUUGACUAAAGUCAUGUGUACCUCAGUGGGAGAAAGCCUCUGGCAAAUAACUCAGCAAACGUGCAGACAUUACUUAAUGCUUCAACCUUGGCUUCCAUCUGAUGCUCUUAAUUCCCAACAGUCAGCAUGCUGUGGGGUGGGCUUGGAGGGACACACACAAAUGAAAUGCUUAAUUUAAAAGGGGGAUUUGCUAUAAAAGCUUGUGAAAACGGAUAGCAGAGGAUGGAUGUCUCUGAAAUUUCUGCAGAAAGCUCAGCACAGUUUUAUCCAACAUUCCAUUUAUUGUAAUUUAAAAAAAAAACACUAAUUGGGAAUUCCUUCUCCUGUCUGGUUCUGAAAACAUAUCCCCCUCUCUCUAUUUAAAAACACAUGUGUUUUCUUUUAUGAUGCCUUAUUCUCCUCAACGAGUUUAAAGAAAUGGAAGCUAAUUAACCCAGGAGCAGACAGUUAAUUUUAAGCCAGAACCACUUGCAUGAGAUGGAAGUAGCAGGAAAUCAUUUCAAUAUAUACGGUUUGUUGGGGAGGGGUUGUUUAACCUCCUCUUUCCAAUUUUUGGAAUUCAAUCUGAUAAUGAGACUGAAUGCUAUUUCUUAAGGGUAUUGUGAAACCAACUAGGGUUGGCACAUACCCGAAACAGAGACCAGAACAGCAUUUGCAGGAAGGGUAACUUAGAGACCAAGCAGAUCUUUCCCCUCUCUAGGGGCUGGUCUACACUGGGGGGGGGGGAGGGGGGAUCGAUCUAAGAUACGCAACUUCAGCUACAUGAAUAGCGUAGCUGAAGUCGAAGUAUCGUAGAUCGAUUUACCUUGGGUCCUCACGGCGUGGGAUCGAUGGCUGCGGCUCCCCCGUUGACUCCGCUACCGCCGCUCACUCCAGUGGAGUUCUGGAGUUGAUAGGGAGCGCGUUUGGGGAUCGAUAUGUCGCGUCUUAACGAGACGCGAUAUAUCGAUCCCCGAUAAAUCGAUCACUACCCACCGAUACGGCGGGUAGUCUGGACGUACCCUAGGAUGUAUACAUCAUAAAUCCUUUUGAGACGGAAAGGGAGCAGUUAGUAGACUUUCAGAGUGAAAUUCUGGGCUAAUUGAAGCCAAAAUGGCAAAACUCCUAUUGCCUUCAGUAGGGCCAGGGUUUCACACUCAGGCUAUGUCUACACUGGCGAUUGAACGACACAACUUUUGUCUUUCAGAGGUGUUAAAAAAAACCAACAACAGCAACUACCCUGAAAGACAAAAGUUUUGCCAGCAAUUAGCGCCAGUGUGAACAGUGUGCCAGGCUCUCCUGCCAACAACGCAAAUGCCGCUCGUUGGGGGUGGAAGUUUUUUGUCGGCAGGAGAGCCAACAAACAGCAGCUACACGGCAUGACUUUUAGCGGCACAGCUGUAGCGAGAUAGCCAUGUUGCUAAAAGCUGUGCAGUGUACCCAUAGCAUCAGUCUUGUCUCCUUUUGCUUUGUUACCUGGUGUUCCUUUUAUGAGGACAGUUGGAGAGUGCUGUGUAAAUGAUAGUGUCUUACACGUGUCUAAACUUCAGACCAAAUUCGUCCCUGAGAUUUAAAUGGGAGCUCCACACAGGGCAGAAUUUGGUUUAGUGAGCAUUACAGUCGAUCAAUGUCUCUCUGCCAUAUCUAACUCAGGCUAUGUCCACACUACAACCAGGAUCCACGCUCUGAGAUCGAUCCACCGGCGGUCGAUUUAGCGGAUCUAGUGGAGACCCACCAAAUAGACAGUAGAUCACUCUCCAGUCGAGCCUUGUACUCUACCCCUGACAAGAAGAGAAAGGUAAGUCGACGGGAGAGUUUCUGCCGUCGACCCCCGUGGUGUAGACCCCACGGUAACUCGAGCUAAGGUAUGUCGACUCCAGCUGCGUGAAUAACGUACCUGGAGUUGAGUAGCAUAGGUCGACUUACUGCGGUAGUGUAGACAUAGCCUCAGACACGUAUCCUUUCCCUUGCCAAGCUCUGCUGCCAUGCAUGCCGUGGGUAGGUUACACUCACGCUCUGUGAAAUCAGCCGAGCCGUAUGGGUGAAUUAUAGCUUUAUACUUGCUUUAGAGACAUAUGUUAAUAUUUAUGAUUUUGGAGAUGGGCACAGAACAAAACCCAGUCCCCAGCACUAAACAUUGGGAAAGUCUGGAUCCCAAUGUGAGCAUUGUGGCUCAUGCCUCUCUCUCAUGUUAUUGCUAUUAUUGCCUUCCUUUAAUAUGCCGAGGGAUAAAGGCAUUUAGUACUUAACAUUUUUAAACAACAUUUUCUCCCUGGAUUGUUGCGGUAUCCAGGAGCUCGGUGAAAUAAUUUGUAAUGGCUUUAUUAAGGGCUGAGCUUUCAAACAUAGGAACCUAACUUCCAUCUGCAGACUGGUAACUGCAUAUGCAUCCACAUUUGCAUGGGCAAAAUGUGUACUUGCUUGUGCAACUGGGCUUGUGCACCCAAGUGCUGGUCUGCACGCAUAAAGGCACAUUUGUAUACACAAUUAUCUCUCUGUAAGUGCUUGGCCCUAACAGAUCUUUAUUCUGCAUACUAGAUAGUUUUCGUGUGUGAGGGAAAUGAUUCUAAUUUGAUGGUUGUUAUACCGGUGGCUCUUUGGGUAAGUUCCUUUUAAAAUCCGAAUCAAAUCUUUUCCUCCUAUUUCUAACCUUGGGUCCAAAUUCAGAGCUGACAUAGUUGGUUGUGUAAGUUACCAAGUAGCAUAAGUCAGUAUAAAAUGGUGUAGUUAAUGCAGAAAGAGAGGUGGGGGGAAUGUAGCUGAUUGAAGGUCAUGGUAUAAAAACCAAAAUCGACAGAGUAGGCAGAUAAACAGGUAAUGAGAAAGUGCAAGAAGGUAUCCGAUCAAGCAGAGAGAGCCUGCUUUAUCUUAAGAAGGCCUGUUAGUAGCUUUUCCUGCCAUACUCUCCCCAUUCAGUCCCUUGACAUGUAAGUUACACCCCUUUACCUCAGCCUACUGACAUGCACCUCACUCUGCCAUUCACUGCCCCCAUUGUAAAGUGAUUUGCAUCCCUGUUAGGGUUUGGGGUUUUCUUAAAGGGUAACAUUUCAGCUCACGGUGUGGCUUGACUCUGUGAAAUGCCACAUCCUCGCAUGUCAUUUAUUACAGCAUGUUACUUGUGUUGUUUUGUGCUGUCAUGUGAUUUAUCACAAGACCCUUUCAUUCUGUUCAGAGUGAUAAGAAAUGGACUUCUUACAUAGUGGGAGUUUUUUCGCCUUCUCAAGGCCCUGAUCCAGCCCCCUCUGCUGUCAAUAGAAAUACUCCCAUUGACGUCAGCGGGGUUUUGGGCUAGGUCCCAAGUUUGCGUCCAUAUAAUGGGACAUGAAUCUGCUGGUUUAAUGGAUGGAUUUCUUUUGACUGUCUGAGCACAAAUGCCAUUUAUUUCUGAGCAGAAAUCCUCCUACAUUAAAAACAGAGCCCCAUUUGUAUUACUUGAUCUCCUGAUGACCCUAAAUCCCGUCCCAUUUUGUAAUGGCCAAAAAUAUCAACAAAAAUGUUUAAUUCUGCACUUUUGCUUUGUAUCAUUUUAUAGAUGCUUUUACUAUGAAUUUACAGCUACGCUCUGGCCUCAGUUACUACAUACCAGUGAAAAGAAAGCUGUUUAUUUCAGUGUAGCCAUGACGAUAUUUUUUUUUUUGUUCAUAAGAGAUUGAUGCUCUUUGAUUACAGUGGUGGUAUUUCCAUAUUGUAAACAAUACUCUAUGUACUGUUACUAAAGUACUGUACAUUUCUAGUUGCACAAUUGUGUUACGAAGUGUAGAUUCUCACUAUCUUAUGUAUGGUGCUAUUUCUCUGUUGUUGGUGGAAAAGAAAUCUUAGCAGUUGAUUAUUGCUUGAUAUUUUAUUAUAAUACAGGGAUAUAUCCUCCAUGGCAAUAAUAGCAUUUAAGGUUCUCAUUACAGAGUGAAAUGUAUAUAUUUUUCCAUUAGUUAAUUUACGUAUGUACUGUAUCCAUGGUUUAAAAAAAAAUUGUGCUGGCUAUAAAUAGAAAAAAAAACUGUCAAGCAGAAUGGAACUAGUUGUAAAUGAAAAUCAAAAAGAGAGGAUUGUUCCAGUCUGAAACAAAUUGAAUAGGUUUAAUAGUAAAUUAAUUUUUCCAUAACAAUCUUAUAAGGUUUAUGAACUUGAAAAAAAUGCAAAGCAAAACCAAACAGCUAACUGUGAAAAUAAAGAAGUAGUAAGUCUGUAAGUAACACAUGGUGCAUCUGUCUAAUACUUGACUGAGACUUGGAUUCAGAUGAGUCCAGGACCCACCAUUGACAUCUGUGGUAGGUGUAAAAGGUCAUUUGUCAGUGAAAUACUGGCAGCUCGGCGUUCCCAGCGUGCUAAGAAAUCAUGAACUGAUGGGUCUCGUCCCAAUGUGGUUGCAAAAUAACAUACAGGGAAUGUUAAUCUGUAGCGAAUGCCAAGUGAGUUCUUUGGUCGGUGACACACCACAGCAGAAAACGCCUGGCUGGAAAAACUGAUCUAGGCUCCAUUUGGGAUAAGCUGCAUAGGUCUUGGGAGUCUGUUGGGAGGAUAAAGCUUUUGCAUGGGGGGGAGGGGGUUUUAUAAGCACAUUUCAGAGAGUUUUCUUUCAAUGUAUGUUAGAAUCAAGGUGAAGUGGCAGCCACACUGUAUGUUUAAUGGUAGCUGCCGCACAGACGCAGCCUUAUGCUGAAGGUUGCUGAGCAUGUGGAAAUUAUAUUGGAGUAAAAAUUAUCCCAUCCAUUUGAAAGGUAUCUACAUAAUUUAGCUGCACACUUCCUUGGUGUGAAUAAACAGAAGUAUUCAAAGCUGA